AUGUGGACAUCAACGCUCUCAAAGCUUGCGCUGCUCCUUGUUGCACAGAAUGUCGUCGCAAUUCCGUACUAUUAUGGAGAGAAGAAAGACGACAAUGGCGCGGUGGCUUCUGAAGCCGCUGUUUGCAGUGAAAUUGGAGUCGACCUCAUGAAGCGGGGUGGGAAUGCUGCUGAUGCCAUUGUGGGUACUGCGAUUUGCGCCGGCACUGUUGCCAUGUAUCAUAGCGGCAUUGGCGGCGGUGGAUUUGCAUUGAUUCGCAGUCCCAUUGGUGUCUACGACUUCAUUGAUUUUCGCGAGACCGCCCCUGCCUUGUCUAGCGAAGACAUGUUCGCCAACAACACUGCGGCUAGCAUCCGCGGCGGUCUCGCUUCCGCUACCCCAGGUGAACUGCGCGGACUCGCGGAGAUCCACACUCGUUACGGUAGCCUCCCUUGGGCGGAGCUCAUUGAACCGUCCAUCAAGCUCGCUCGCGAUGGCUUCACUGUCACUGAGGAUUUGGUCGCCUACAUGAACCACCCCUCUGGGCCGUUCCCAUUUCUGACAGAAGACCCUUCCUGGGCGCAGGAUUUUGCGCCGAAUGGCGAGAGGGUGAAGUUAGGUGAUACCAUGUACAGGAAGCGGUAUGCAGACACCCUAGAGACAAUCGCAGACAUGGGUGUAGAAGCGUUUUAUGACGGCCCGAUUGCGGAUGCGACUGUUCGGAAGCUUGAGAGUACCGGUGGGAUCAUGACGCUUGAGGAUCUGGCAGCAUAUGAGAUUGUACACAGACAACCGGUUGAUAUGAACUACCGUGGUCUCACCUUGACAAGCUGCUCGGCGCCGAGUGGUGGCCCGGUGGUUUUGAGCACUUUGAAUGUGUGGCAGGGGUUUGAUGAGGCUAGUGUGGAUAUUAAAGCACAUAGAUUGGUGGAGAGUAUGAAGUUUGCGUAUGGACAGAUCUCUAUUGGGAGAUCCUCCUUCAACGGCGAUAUCACUACGUACCAGGAGUCUAUGUUUAGUCCCGCUGUUGGUGACGAGAUCCGUAGCAAGAUUAAGGACGAUUCUGUCCUCGACCCAAAGGAGUAUGAUCCGGCUGGCCUUGAAUCAUUGGAGACCCCUGGAACAUCCCACAUGGUCUCAAUCGAUAAGGGAGGCCUUGCCAUCUCUAUGACUAGUACUAUCAACCUUAUCUUUGGUAGCCAGGUCAUGAUCCCCGAGACCGGCAUCAUCAUGAACAAUGAGAUGAACGACUUCAGCAUCCCGGGCACCAGUAACGCAUUCGGCUUCGUCCCCUCCGCUGCGAACUACAUCCGCCCCGGCAAGCGCCCUCUCUCCUCCAUGUCGCCCAGCAUCGUGGAGAACGCAGACGGUUCUAUCAACUUCGUUAUCGGCGCUGCUGGUGGCUCCCGCAUCAUCACGGCGACCAUCCAGAAUAUAAUCCAUGUCAUUGAUGAGGGUCUUUCAGCUUACGAAGCAAUUGCCCUGCCGCGCUUGCAUAACCAGUUGACGCCUAAUACAACUUUCUUUGAAUAUAAAUACGACAACACCACUGUCGCAGCUUUGAAAGGCAGGGGCCAGAUCCCGGUAUGGGUUGCGCCGGGACAGAGCACUGCACAGGGUAUCAGGAGGUUGCAGAAUGGAACGUUUGAGGCUGCGAGUGAGCCGAGGCAGAAAAACUCUGGUGGCGUGGCGUUUUAA
This is a messenger RNA of Morchella importuna, 1677 nucleotides long. RefSeq lists its product as uncharacterized. The coding region runs from base 1 to 1677 and encodes 558 amino acids. The record is from RefSeq and is a predicted model, not a curated record. Gene Ontology annotation, cellular component: plasma membrane. Gene Ontology annotation, biological process: glutathione catabolic process. NCBI's taxonomy places the organism in Eukaryota, Fungi, Ascomycota, Pezizomycetes, Pezizales, Morchellaceae. Gene Ontology annotation, molecular function: glutathione gamma-glutamate hydrolase. The transcript is spliced from 8 exons.